AUGCGGGUUUCCAAGUACAAGAUCGAAUUGGAAGUGGAGCAUGAACAUGGGCUGGCAAUCAACCUCCAGUUGGACAGGUCAACGAUCUCGAUUUCGGGUGGCAGCGCGAGGAGUUUUGCCCUAUCCGAACUUUCGAUCAACCAAAGUCCGGCAGAAGAUGCGAACCCGGGAGUAGAGGAAGAUAAUAUGGCGGGAACCGAAGAAGAACACGAUCGAGUCUCCCUGACGGAUCCUCAGGAGAAGCGAGAAGAGGAAGCCCGGGACGAAGACGUCGCUCCCGCCGAGGACCUUCGCCCGAUUCUGCAAGGCGAAAAUCUCACGAAAUGGGAAGGUUAUUCGAGCUUCGCGGAGAAUCUCAUCGUCACGGGCGCCAAGCUCUCCGACGCCUUGAGAAACGAUCAGAACAAUGUAAAGAAGUUGUACACUUUUCACAACGAUCAAAGCGAUGACGUGGUCACAGGUUGGAUCAUCUCCAGUUUAAUCCCACAUUUGUUUUCCAGAAAGACUCCCCGAGGAGACGUCGUUGAAGAGAGAGAAAUUGCGUCAUUUCCACAAAAAAUUCGACGUUUUGAAGAAUAAUGUUGCGUUUUAAAAAAAGACCUCAUCAAAUUGGGACAUUUUUUCAGUUGCGAGAUUUCGCUGAAGCACAGAUCGAAGUCUUCCAGAAGAUGAUGGAAGUCCUCGAGCAUCACGAGAUGAGAUCAAAUCAUGAAGUGGAGGCUGCUCUCGCCGUGAGUUUUGCAAAUCUCUGGGAAAAGAUAUAGUCAAUCCAUUCCGACUUAGGAAUUUUAGAGUGGUCUCUAUAGUGAUUAGGUGGAAAACAGCCCCUAUAGAAACCGAAACAGUGGUCCCUCUAGGGCUAAGGUACCCAUAGGGGUUUCGGGCCUGACUCUGCAAGCUUUAGUGGACCCUAUAGGGGUGGUAAAGUGGUCCCUAGAGUCCCUAAGUUUCCCCCACAGGGACCACUCUGGAUAUCCAAAGAAGGUAGGGUUUUAAUGUCUCUAGAGCUAUGAAAAUCGACUAGAACCUGGAAAAGUUUUAGUGGCCACUAUAGAGGCUCGCCAAGGACUACUUGGAGAGGACACUAAAGUGGCCACUAUUUUCCGUUUUAGUGGCCACUUCAGUAGUUUUUUUUUUUCCACUACUCCUUCCAGUAACUCUGAUAAUUGAAAAAAAAAAACAGAUUGGACUAGUUAUGUCGAUCCAUUGACCCCUAAAGUGGCCACUAAACUUUUUAGUGGUCUAUUAGCAGCACUUAGACCUCUAUAGAGGCCACUAACUUGACUACUAUAGUGGCCAUUAAAACGUCAGAACCCUAUAGUGAUCACUGAAAAUUUUCACAGAAGGAUGAUUUUUUUCAAUACAGAAAAAAAUCAUCAAAUUCUCAGAAUAUUCGUUACGCCAUACCCUAGUCAGAAAAAAUGAGUCCGAAUUCUAAAAAUAACAGAUUUGAUUUCCAGCUCAGUUGAUUUGAGAAAAUUGCUUUGGCAUGGAUUAAAAUAAUGAUUUCAGGAAGAAGAUGAUGUCUUCCUCGACCUGGCGAUCCAAAGACAAGUCCAAAAUGUUCGGUAUCUUUCCGACUUUGAAGAUAAUUUAUGUGUAAGGCGCAACCGCGACGCCUAA
Molecule: messenger RNA, 1623 nt
Organism: Caenorhabditis auriculariae
Lineage: Eukaryota; Metazoa; Nematoda; Chromadorea; Rhabditida; Rhabditidae
Source: the annotation of a GenBank genome assembly